AUGUUUUUAUCUCUUCUUGCCGAAUAUUUUAUUCGGUUUGAUAAUGAUCAAUCAUAUAAAUCAUCAGAUUUUGAUAUACCUGCAUCAAAAGUAAAAAAAGUUAAAGAAGCAAAAAGUAGUAGAAAAUCUAUUUUAACAUCUGAUAGAUUAAGAGAUAAAUGUUUAAAAGGAACAUGUAUCCGAUGUAACAGCUUUUGUUCAUCAACAUUGUUUACAAUUAUGCACAUCACUUGUACAACAAAAAAAAAAGUUCCUGUUAGACAAUAUAUUCGAGCAUUUGAACUUGGUCUUGAUCGAUUAAGAGAUUCAGCUUGUGCAGUUCGAAAAGAUGCAAUAACGCUUAUUAUAUAUAUGGUUCUUAAUAAUCCUUAUCUUGUUAUGGAUUCAACUCGAAUUCAAUUUGAAGAAAGAUAA
Molecule: messenger RNA, 414 nt
Organism: Rotaria sordida
Lineage: Eukaryota; Metazoa; Rotifera; Eurotatoria; Philodinida; Philodinidae
Source: the annotation of a GenBank genome assembly